AUGCCGACGUGGGAUUUGGAAGAAUUGGAGGCCGUCCAUCAAAGUAUCUAUCUUAACACAAAUUUUACUAAGCUGAGAGAACUAUAUGCUUUAUGGGGUGGAAUACCUAGAUAUGUUGUAGAAAAGGCGGAAAUGGAAAGUUCACAGAUUCUUCUUGAGAUGGCUUUAGCUACAGCUGACUUCGAUAAAAUAAUUCAAAAUGUUGAAAACAUUGAAUCAAAAAAGGAUGCGA
Molecule: messenger RNA, 232 nt
Organism: Racocetra fulgida
Lineage: Eukaryota; Fungi; Glomeromycota; Glomeromycetes; Diversisporales; Gigasporaceae
Source: the annotation of a GenBank genome assembly